UUUAUUCCUGUAGUACACGGUGUGCAAGUCAUUCUGAACGACCUCUUCUUCGAGUAUUCUAUAAUUUUAGGUUAGGAUAGAUUUGUAAUUUGUUGUUUUGGUAAUUAUAAUAUAUUUUUAAAAUGUUUAAAUGUUUGCGCCUCGCACUGAACUCUGCAGCUAACAGUCAAGGUUUACUCCUCACAACUGAAAAUUUUGCUAAACAUCAGUUACGGACUACAUUUGUAUUAAAGCGAAGAAACCCGGUUCCGUUGAACAAAAAGGGUCGGGAACCAAAGGCUUUAAAAAGUAAACACUAUGUGUAUGAUGUAGUACAAAUGACACAUGUAGAACGGCAACCAAAUAUAGACAUUAUAUUAAAAUCUUAUGUAGAAGGAAUAGGAAAUGCUGGUAACAGAGUAUCCGUAAAGCCAAAUUUUGCAUAUAACAAUAUCCUGCUGCCUGGAUUAGGAGUGUAUGCUAGUCCAGAAAACCUAGAAAAAUAUAAAAACCAUGAAGUUGAGGAAGAACGACAUAGUUCUCCUAAUGCGCCAAUUACUGCUAAAAUUAUGGCGCGAAUGUUGCUAUCUGUCGUAAUGAAUAUGGAGACACCUUGGACUCUUAAACCGUGGCAUGUAAAAGCGUCUUUCCGAAAAUGUGGAUAUAUUGUACCAGAAGAUACAAUCACACUUCCAGAAAAACCAAUUAAAGGACCUGAUAUGAACUUGCAAGAUAAGGAAUUCUUUGUUACUGUAACUAUAAAUAACCAAGAAAAAGUAAAUGUUAGAUGUAGAAUUCACCAUUGGAAUACUGAUUUAGUGAAAAGGAUACCAUAUACACCCAAUUUCUGGGAACAGCCAGCAGAAGCAAUAUUUUCUGAACAAGCUGCAAUUUUAGAAAAUUUGCCCAAAAAACCGACGGUUAAAAAAAGUUUACCAAACGUGUAAAUGAGCAUAAUAAACAGUAAAAACAAAAAA
Messenger RNA from Anoplophora glabripennis (Asian longhorned beetle), 956 nucleotides. RefSeq names its product 39S ribosomal protein L9, mitochondrial (gene mRpL9). The coding region runs from base 123 to 926 and encodes 267 amino acids. Gene Ontology annotation, cellular component: ribosome; mitochondrion. The transcript has 4 exons. Gene Ontology annotation, molecular function: structural constituent of ribosome. NCBI's taxonomy places the organism in Eukaryota, Metazoa, Arthropoda, Insecta, Coleoptera, Cerambycidae. The record is from RefSeq and is a predicted model, not a curated record. Gene Ontology annotation, biological process: translation.